Fomitiporia mediterranea MF3/22 is the source of this 605-nucleotide messenger RNA. RefSeq lists its product as uncharacterized. Lineage: Eukaryota; Fungi; Basidiomycota; Agaricomycetes; Hymenochaetales; Hymenochaetaceae. The coding region runs from base 69 to 575 and encodes 168 amino acids. The record is from RefSeq and is a predicted model, not a curated record. The transcript has 3 exons.
ACCUCAUCCUCUUUGUUGAUCACGCAUUAAAGGAACUCAAAGUCAUUCUCCCCUGGUGUGGAGACGAAAUGAUCUCAUUCGCAGUGCUUGUUCUCGCGAUCGUGAAUAUUGCCCAUGCACAGGUGUCCACGGCCACUAUAGCUGAUGUCGGAUUUCCAGUAAAUUACCAAGGUGGAAUAGUCAUUGGCACGGGCGCGGAGGGCACGACGUUUAUACUUUCUGGGACAGACCUGAUCGAUAGGCCGUAUACCAUGACGGUUGCUCAGGAUGCGACUCACAUUUCCAUGGGUAGCGCGUGGGACGCGGUCGUUGCAAUGCCACCGUACAACUUACCACCAUACGAAAUACGAUGCGGCCUGUCGCAGAGCGUGGCUAUCUGCACCGUGAAUAUUGAACAGUUUUCGACCCAUUACACUGAGAGGAUGAGCGCUACUCGUGUAUUGGUAAGUCCCGGACCUACAGCGAGCAGCUCGACGAGAACUGGACUUCCUGGUAGAAUGUUAAUUUUCGGGAUCCCUGCUUUUCUGGCAUUGUUGAGCCUCUGGACACCACAGUUAACUGCUGUCAUAUUGUAAAAUACCAAAACUUGCCCGUCACGUUUCUUC